AUGUCCCGCAUAUUCUGCAUCCCCGGGAUUAUCUUCCUCCUCUGCGCGUUCGUGCUGAGCUUCCUGACGUCGAUCUCGCUGCCCUACCUGACCGCCCUCGACAUCACGCGAGUGCAUUUCGGAAAUGCUGGGACUGCAGGGACUUUGGAUCAAGGCGUGACGGAGCUGAGGGUGAGUGCUCAGUGCAAGCUACUCGGCGUCUGGGCGUAUUGCUCGUACGAUGUGAAUGAUAGCCGUACUUGCAGCAAAGCAGGACAUGGAUACAACGUUGGCAUCGGCAGUGUCGUGGAUAAAAACACCAGCGUGAUCAUUGGAUCAUCCUGGACCCGUGGACUGGCUGUCCACCCCGUCGCCACCGCAAUCACCUUCGUGGCUCUCCUCCUCUCCUUCUCGCAGCACAUCACGGUCACCCUAGUGUCCUCGAUUGUGUCCUUCUUCGCCGCGCUUCUCACCCUAAUUGCCUUCGCUAUCGAUAUCGCGCUCUUCGUAUACGUACGCCAUCAGGUCAAGAAGAUUAAUGGAAUCGACCCCAACACAAACGCUGGUCCAGGCUUCUGGCUGACCCUUGUCACCUUCAUCCUCCUGCUGUUGGCUGGCGGGACAGUCUGCUUUGGCCGCCGCAAAGAUAGGCUGUCAGGUGCUACCACCACCACGUAUACCACGUCUGAGAAGAAGCCUUUCUGGUCUAGGUUCAAGAGAAAGAACUAA
This is a messenger RNA of Pleurotus ostreatus (oyster mushroom), 708 nucleotides long. RefSeq lists its product as uncharacterized. The record is from RefSeq and is a predicted model, not a curated record. The transcript has 6 exons. Lineage: Eukaryota; Fungi; Basidiomycota; Agaricomycetes; Agaricales; Pleurotaceae. Gene Ontology annotation, cellular component: cell division site; growing cell tip; plasma membrane. Bases 1 to 708 code for a protein of 235 amino acids.